GUGGAUUUUUCUACCUAUCCUUCGCCAAAACGGUAACAAAGGCCGCAGUAGCAAUUCUAGAGCGUGAAUAACGUUAAAAUGGCUUCUUCUCUUCAGAAGCAGCUACAGCAAGUACAGAACAACAAUGUUCUGAAGGCUGGUAAAGUUCGGCGGGCACCGUCGUUAUUAUAUGAGCCCAAAGUUGCUGCCGAUAUGGAUUUGGAAGAAAUUUAUAUUACAGCAGUAAGCGGCUUUCAUGAGUUGGCGGUUCGUGAACCUCGUUUAUUGCAUUAUGAAAAAACUUUGUUAGGCGAACAAUCCGUUCAUGUCGAUAGGUUGACGUUGGAUAAAGCUGAAAACGAAAAAUUAAACAAGGAAUGCAUUCAUUUGUUACAACUUCUGGCUCCCUUCUUUACACAAAAAACUACUUUGAAAGUGCUAGAAUGGCUAAUUCGCCGGUUUAGUAUCCAUGAGUACGUCGCUGAUGAGUUUUUGCUCACAUUUUUUCCUUAUCAUGAUCAUCCCUUUUUUGCACGGGUCUUAGCUUGCUCGAAGCCAAGUUCAAGACCUAUGCUUUUUUUGAAGCCCGCUAUAGAAAUGCGCGUUGCAUUGUCACGUGCUGACAUCGUUCACGCUAUGAUUCGUGAUAAAGAUUUACUAUCGAUGUUUGCGCAGUUCGCCCAGGCUUCUGCAGAGUCAAACACGAUGUAUCCAGUCCUUGCACGAUUUUGGGCUGGUGUCUUUCUAGAGUCCAUGAUUUCAUGGUCGUCUUCUAACGUCGACUCCAACGUUAUCAUGGAUCGUCUAUUUUUGUACAUAUCUUACGCCGUUAGCUAUCCGGCUAGCACCACCUUUCAAAUUUCUGGGUUUAUGUGCUUAUCUGCACUCGCCGUUUCUUUUCCUUUACAUGUUGCAGUUAUUCCUCCUCUUUUAGACGCCAUCACGCUUCGUAUCACCACUGAUAAUAUACACCAAGCUUUGAUUUGUAUAGGUCAUCUGUUACAGACUCAGCAAGGCUCAAUAGAGUUUCAAAAAGAAUGGAUUGAGCGCUUGGAAGCGUAUGGCUCUUCCAGAUUGCUUUUGGAAUUAAACCAAAAGUAUCGCAUGGAUAAAUUGUUCACUAUGUACUGGUUUACUUUAUUAAAAUCUAAGAAAUCCAAUAAAGGUGAGCUUCUUCAUUUAUUAGAUAAUUCAUUCACCCAUCUUCAUAUUUCUUUUGAACAGGCCAAACUAUUACUUUCGACAGUAUCGUUGCAAUCAGAAUACUCCACAUUGCAAAGUUAUCGCCGAGUCAUUAAUAACGUUGAUAUGCAAGAUAAGAGUGUUACCACGGAUAGUCAAACAACUGGUGUUGUUGAACAACCGAAAGCCGAAGAUUCUAAGGUCUCUAAAAAUACAGACAGACGAGCUUUACGUUCUAAGAUUGAUUCGUUUGAAGAACCUCUUAAAGAACCAGUUGAUUAUACCCCUUGCGUCUUUUUGGCUGAUGAUGCUUUAUCUGACAAUCUAACUUACUUUUAUGAUUUGCUUCACAAGUUUACAAAGCGUAUACCGUUUUUGUGUUCUUGUAUUAUUUAUGGAAAGGAAGAAACCAGCGCCGUUGCUUUAGAGUGUUUAGAAAAGGCAAUCAUUUCUGAAAGCAACGAGACCGAUUUUCAAGCUCUUUUGCCUACUACUCUUUAUGCCUUGACUCGUACUUCGCUCAAAGUCAGAUCGAAAGCUUUGCAAAUAAUAUCUCAAAUUUCCCAGUCCACCGAGAAGAGUAUAUCAAAUGUUUACGGACUGAACGAUCCAGAAUUUGAGAAUUUCAAAUGGUUGAGUCUCGAAGAAGUUCGGGUGUUUUGUAAUGAUUAUAUUCUUAGCUGUUCUUCAGAACUUCAAAUGGACAAUAGUUACAUUUACUCUUAUAUCGGAGAGAAAUUAUACGCGGAGAAGAAGAGCAAGGAGUUGUCAGUUAAGAUGGCUGUCACAUCCUUUUUGACGUCGCAUGCUUUUAGUAGUCGAUUUACAGAAGUUCGUGUUUUUCUGUUGGAAGUUUUGCAUCAUGUUCGUGGAAAAGUUAGCGGCAUGAAGCAGCAACUUCUAUCUCCCAAAUUGACAAAUUUAUCAAAACCUGCUAACGCUGAGCAAGCAAAACAAGUUACUACGAAGGAGGCUGAAGCAAUCGUUAAAGUUUUUGAUCAACACUACUUUCCUUCACUGUUGGCACUGGUUAAGACAGAGUCAGCGUUAUCUCAGGCUGCUUGCAAGCAUUUGGUCAGUCUGCAAGAGAAGUUAAAGGAAUCUCAGUAUUUAGAAUUAAUCCGAUCAUUGACUGAUGUUGAAGACCAACCUUCAUAUUUUAUUGAUACUUUGGAUGCUCUCGAUAUCCCUCCUAAUGUUUUUCGAAAUUUGCUCGAAAAUUUUCAAUUUAGUAGCAAGAAUGGCGCAUCUUCAAAACGGGCACGUAGUAAAGAGGGAAUAUCUGCUUUUGAGUUACGAAAAGUGACUUCUGUUCUGGAACUUCUCGAAACUAAGGAUGCUGCAAGCCAUAGUUAUUUAAUUGCUCCUUUGUUUGACAUACUUAAUCAAGUUAUCAGCCUUAAGGAUCAAAUUGUCUCAGCCAACUAUUUGCUUCAGCUAUUACUUGGUCUUCUUUAUGAUAUGGUUUGUGCUGCUCCUGUAAAAGAAUUAUCUCCUUCCAUUAGAAUUGAUACAUUGGUCGGUUGUAUUAGAUCUACGAACAAUCCUCAGAUUCAAAAUAAAGCUUUAUUACUUGUUAGUGGACUUUCUCAUGCUGCUCCGGAAGUAGUUUUGCACGGAGUUAUGCCAAUAUUCACUUUCAUGGGGACUACAGUUUUGUCUCGCGAUGAUGCGUUCUCAAUCCACGUCAUUGAACAGACAAUUAAGACUGUUAUAUCUGCUUUGGUUAAACUGUCAAGCGAUUUCGAUUCCUCUCUAUUAAUCUCAUGCUUCGUAAACGCAUUCCCUCACAUACCACAACAUCGCCGUCUUCGACUAUAUCGAAUGCUUUUGCAAACGAUUGGUACUCACAAAUUUAUGUCCGUUAUUCUCAUUCAAUUUGCUGAAAAAGCUGUUGCGGCUAAACCUUCACAAGCUAAGGUCGUCCAGGACUUCUGUUUAACACUAGCUCAAAGUAUUUCACCUAUUGAUCGUAUUCGUACUAUCAAUCAAUGCUCCCAAACCUGUUUGCAGUCUUUUAAGGCGCAGACUGCUACUCAAAGUAACGGAAAGCCUAUUACUACUGUGAAAUUGGAGCAACUACCCAUGGAACUUGAUGUUAGUACCAUCGGAACAUUGCGUCUUAAAUUACUUGAGCUUACAUCGACUGUUUGCAAGGUAAGGAAUUUUGAAUCCGAUCUAGCUCGAAUUAUCGAUUCUGAUGUUGAACAAUUCAAACUUAUCGAAUCAGAUUUGUUCAAGUCGUUAGAGAUCUUACUUGAAUUGGGUGACAUUGUCAAGUCUGACCAAGAGAUUGACUACGUUUAUGCAGCUCUUCGCAAUCUUAUUGCCCUUCUCCCCGAGGAGUCUUUCUGUGCAGCUCUUGCCAAGUUGCUUCAUGACGAGCGCACUUUACUUCGCCGUAAAGCUUUGGGCGUUUUGCAACAGCGUGUGCAACGUGGUGCUAAGGUUUCUUCAUUAGUCACUUUGGUGCCUGAUGUUACUUUUAACAUAUCUAAUGGUAGAGAUGAAGAAACAGUGCAGCUAGCAAUGGAUUGUCUUUCUGACAUGGCCAAACGGUUCAAGAAGAACUCUGAAGCAUUCGAAUCUGCCAUUGAGGUUGUAUCUGGUACUUAUGGCUUAAAGAGUAAAGCAAAAGACGUUCAAGUCUCAUCCAUUGUUUGUAUAACAGUGUUAUCAAAUACAUUAGGAGCUAGAAUCUUACCUUAUUUGGCAGAUAUUAUGGAGAGUGUUCUUUCACUGUUAUUCGGCGCAAAAAAUGAUUCUGAAGGAGAUCUUUUAGAGUUGGCUUGCUUUUCGAUGAUGAUUGAUCUAUUCAAGGUUAUCCCAGAAUUCAGUGCUAGCUAUGUCGAACCUACAAUCAAAGCUGCUUUGGCUUCCGAUCGCGCAUUCGGUCAAGAUUCAAUUGGUGAAUUGUUAUUUGAUACUAUUGCCAAUUAUGUUCCUACCCGUCAUCUAAUUAAAUCUAUCCUCUCUGCUUGGACUGAGUGCACGAAAUUGGGAUCUACUGCGGCCCUUCGUCUGCUUGAACUAAUCGAGAUGACUUUGCAGAACUCUACAAGAGCAGCGGUUGGUACGGUUUACAAAUCUAUCUUCAGAUUUUUCCUUGAUUCUUUUGAUAGCCGACGCUCUUUAUUCUUCGCGGAGGACGUGGAUAAUGUAGAGACAAAAGCCGUAAAUGUUUUCCUCAAGUUUGUAAUGAAGUUGAGCGAUACAACUUUUAGACCUUUGUUUUUGCGCCUACAAUCGUGGGCAAUGGAAGAUUUACGGGAAAGUGACCCGUCUGGCAUUGUUUCUCGCCAAACUUUCUUCUAUAACUUUUUGACAACGUUUUUGGAUACUUUGAAGUCGAUUGUUACCAACUACUACGCUUACGUCUUAGAUAGCACAGUUGACAUCCUCUCAUCUAAGGACACAAACAGUGAACUCCGUCACUUGAUCAUUAGCAGUUUGGCUGUUGCAUUUGAAAACGACACGGAAGAAUUUUGGAUAGUACCUGCUCGUUUUAAUUUGCUUGUUCCUGUUCUGUUAGAACAAAUUCAGUAUGCUCCUUUGCUGGACAACAAAGUUUUGAUUAAGGCUAUUACUGAGCUUGCGAACGUCGCACCUUCUAGUGAAAACUAUAAAGCUAUUAAUACUCCUCUAUUGCAACACCUCCGAUCCGAAAAUACCGAUGUUCGCGUUUUGGCUAUCCAAAUCGAGACUCAAUUAUAUGGACGUUUGGCGGAACAAUGGGUUUCUACUCUUCCACAGUCCGUGCCGUUUAUCGCUGAAAUUAUGGAAGAUGACGAUGAAAAUGUUGAGGCUGCAACGACAGAGCUUGUCCGGAUCGUCGAUGAUUGUCUCGGUGAUAAUGAAUCGCUUCAAGAUUAUUUGACUUAAAAAGUGGGUUCGAUUAUUCGACUCCAAAAAAAUGUCAAAUAUAUAUCUACAGACACGAGUUUUACCGGAUAUUUGGAAAUGGGUUUUCGGGGUAACGGUUUUUAUUCGAGUUUAACCUGUUAUUAUAAAUUGCAUAAAGGAGCUCUUUGUAUAAUUUUUAUAUAUGUUUUGGGUAAAAAAUUGGGUUCUUGGUUUCAUAAUACGCCUGAUAAUAAAAGUUUUUUUUAAUGUAACAUAGAGCUAUCAAAGUUAGAUUGUAUGCA
Messenger RNA from Schizosaccharomyces octosporus yFS286, 5306 nucleotides. RefSeq names its product U3 snoRNP-associated protein Utp10. The transcript has a single exon. Gene Ontology annotation, biological process: maturation of SSU-rRNA from tricistronic rRNA transcript (SSU-rRNA, 5.8S rRNA, LSU-rRNA); positive regulation of transcription by RNA polymerase I. NCBI's taxonomy places the organism in Eukaryota, Fungi, Ascomycota, Schizosaccharomycetes, Schizosaccharomycetales, Schizosaccharomycetaceae. Gene Ontology annotation, molecular function: snoRNA binding. Bases 79 to 5043 code for a protein of 1654 amino acids. The record is from RefSeq and is a predicted model, not a curated record. Gene Ontology annotation, cellular component: small-subunit processome; 90S preribosome; t-UTP complex.